Messenger RNA from Humulus lupulus (European hop), 1212 nucleotides. RefSeq names its product NADP-dependent D-sorbitol-6-phosphate dehydrogenase-like. Bases 100 to 1029 code for a protein of 309 amino acids. The transcript has 6 exons. The record is from RefSeq and is a predicted model, not a curated record. Lineage: Eukaryota; Viridiplantae; Streptophyta; Magnoliopsida; Rosales; Cannabaceae. Gene Ontology annotation, molecular function: aldose-6-phosphate reductase (NADPH) activity.
CAGUUCAGCAUAUAUCUCCAAAACACUGUGCCUGACUCACUGGGAUAGUUGAGCUCGAGAGAAGAAGAAGAAGAAGAAGAAGAAGAAGAAAAAACAAAAAUGGCAAUAACGCUUAACAGUGGCUUCAAGAUGCCUAUUGUUGGCCUGGGUGUUUGGCGUAUGGAAGGGAAAGCUAUCAGAGAUCUCAUCAUCAACUCCAUCAAGCUUGGCUAUCGCCAUCUUGACUGUGCUGCUGAUUACAGGAAUGAAACAGAAGUUGGGGAAGCACUUUCUGAGGCAUUUCAGACAGGGCUUGUUAAGAGAGAGGAGCUAUUUAUUACCACUAAGCUUUGGAAUUCUGACCAUGGACAUGUCCUUGAGGCCUGUAAGGAUAGCCUAAAGAAGCUUCAGUUAGAUUAUCUGGAUUUAUACCUUGUUCACUUCCCUGUGGCCACUAAGCAUACUGGAGUUGGUACAACUGACAGUGCUGUAGAUGCGGAUGGGGUGCUGGAGAUAGACACAACCAUAUCUUUGGAAACUACCUGGCAUGCCAUGGAAGAACUGGUUUCCAUGGGUCUAGUCCGUAGCAUAGGAAUCAGCAACUACGACAUCUUUCUAACCAGAGAUUGCUUAGCUUACUCCAAAAUUAAGCCUGCUGUGAAUCAGAUUGAAACUCACCCUUACUUUCAACGUGAUUGUCUUGUGAAAUUCUGUCAAAAGCAUGGUAUUUGUGUCACAGCCCACACUCCUCUUGGAGGUGCCACCGCCAACACUGAAUGGUUUGGUUCAAUUUCCUGCCUAGAUGAUCCUGUUCUUCAGGAUCUUGCAAAGAAAUACAACAAAACCGUGGCGCAAAUCGUUCUCCGGUGGGGAAUUCAACGCAACACAAUUGUCAUUCCAAAGACAUCAAAAGUUGAGAGAUUGAAAGAGAAUUUCCAAGUAUUCGACUUCGAGCUUGCCAAAGAGGACAUGGAUCUGAUUAAAACUGUGGACAAGAAACUUAGAACCAAUCAACCUGCCAAGUUUUGGGGCAUAGAUCUGUUUGCAUAAGCAUGCUUAUAAUUCGAUCCAUUCCCAUGUCUUGGCAAGAAGAAUAAAAGGGUAAGAGAGUACAAGAGAUAUAGGCAUCUCAUGGCCUUGUCCAAUAGAUAGGCCAAUCUUGUGAACAUUUCCCAAGGCUUAAAGAUGUGGAACUAUUGUCUUUAAAUGCAAUUUCUCGAAUAUGAUCAUCAA